AUGGUUGUCAAGAGAACUAUUUCAAAUAUUAAUAUAAUCUGGCCAGAUUAUCACAGUUACAAUAAUGAUAUCGGAAACGAUCAAAGUGACCCUCAUAAUGAGGACCAUGUUUCUAAUAAAAGAGUAGCUUCGAAAUGUAAAUAUGUCAUCAAUGAAAAUGGUGAAUUAGGUGAUGGGAAUUUUAGUACUGUAAAGACAUGUCAAAAUCUAAUCACCAAAAACCUUUAUGCAAUGAAGCUAAUUUCAAAGAGAACUAUUAAAGAUAAAUUGCGUUUAGUAUCAAGCGAAAUUAACUUAUUGAGAUUCUUAGCAGAAAGAACAAGAUCAUUGGAAUCCUCAAUUAAUUAUGGUGAUAAUUCUCACAACAGAGAUACUUUUACAGGGCAUCAUCAUAUUUUGCAGCUUUUGGAUUUCUUCCAAACUUCCCAAGAUAUCGUAUUAAUAACUCAAUUAUGUGCAAAAGGUGAUCUUUAUGAAUUAAUACUGUCAAAUACUUCUUUAGAAUUAGAAAAACAUGUCAAAUCGUUUACUGCUUGUAUGUUAAGCGUUCUACAUUUCUUACAUUCUAAUGGUAUUGUCCAUCGUGAUUUGAAAGCUGAAAAUGUUUUAUUUAGAUUGAAAAAUGAUUCAGAAGUUCUAAAUAUCAAUGACUAUAGUGCCCAUGAUUUAAUCUUGGGUGAUUUUGGUUUGGCGACAUAUUUGAACUCUGCUUCUGAAAAUACAUUCAGGGAAUACGUUGGAACAAUAUCAUACAUUGCUCCUGAAAUUGUAAAAUGUAAAGACGUGUCGAAGCUAUCCCUAGGUGAACUGGAUAAAAUAGAAAAAUAUGGAGCUCCAGUUGACAUCUGGUCUCUAGGUGUUUUAACUUAUUUCAUGAAUUUUGGUUAUACUCCUUUUGAUUGUGAUAAUGAUGAAGAGACUUUAGAGUGCAUAAUAAAGGCGGACUAUUACUCUGAUGAAGAUUCUGUUAAUGAUAGUGCAUUAUCUGAAUUUUGGAGUUUCAUAAGAUCAUGCUUCACAAUUGAUUCCAAGAAUCGUCCAACCAGCUCAAUGCUAAGAUACCAUCCAUUUAUAAGCGAAUAUUUCCCUAGUACUAAGACUGAUACUUCUAAAGUUACAUUCGAGAUGAAUGAUGAAAUUGAAAAUAUCAAUGGGUUAGAAAAGAAAAAGUCUUCUGUAACUUCGAUACAUUCCCUGAAAUCUCCAGUGAAGUCUACAUCGUCUUCCUCUCUAACGUCUUUACAUGAUUUAAGCAGCACAAAAGCUUCAACUUCUCUAACGAAGCAGGGAAGCACUUCCCUUUUAAAUAUUCCACACUAUGUUGAUCAUCAACAAAGAAGAAAACAAGCUAUUUCAAGAGGUAACUCACUAAUGCUAACAAGUCUAACACCUCUACAUAGCCCAAUUCAAAAAUUCAAUCAAAACUCGACAUUCACACUGGACCCUAAGCCUCCAGCUGUUUCACUAAUGAAUGGGUGUUAUAGUACUAAUCCAGAAGCAAGACCUACCUUAGGCGAUUCUUCACCCAGAUCGCUUUCUAACCCUUCAUCUUCUGCAAGUCUUAUGAGAUUACAUUCUAAUAACUUAGAUCAUGAAGGCAGUGAAAUAUUUAAAUCAAUGAUAUUUGGAAAUUCACCCCCAUCGACUGCUCCAUCUUCCAGUAAUAGUUUUACCAAAAAGGCAACAUUUCAACUUGGAUUAGAACAUGAUGAUGAAAAUGAUGAUUAA
Molecule: messenger RNA, 1728 nt
Organism: Vanderwaltozyma polyspora DSM 70294
Lineage: Eukaryota; Fungi; Ascomycota; Saccharomycetes; Saccharomycetales; Saccharomycetaceae
Exons: 1
Coding region: 1-1728 (575 amino acids)
Biological process (GO): cellular response to oxidative stress; protein phosphorylation
Molecular function (GO): calcium/calmodulin-dependent protein kinase activity; calmodulin binding; ATP binding
Source: RefSeq, a predicted model, not a curated record